Molecule: messenger RNA, 690 nt
Organism: Didymodactylos carnosus
Lineage: Eukaryota; Metazoa; Rotifera; Eurotatoria; Philodinida; Philodinidae
Source: the annotation of a GenBank genome assembly
AUGACUGAUACUGCAAGUGAAACAUCAAAAACUGUUGAAAAUGAUGCACAAAAUCAAAAUUCAUCUACUUCAGCCCCAAUUCUUAUUUCACUUCUUCAUAGACAUGAUUUCUAUCAAACACCAACAAAUGUUAUAAUUACGAUUCCAUUAAAAAAUUUGAAAAAGGAACAAGUACAGGUUGAAACAACCGAGAAAACGUUGAGUGUUGGAGCAAAACUGCCAUCGGGAAGUGAUUAUUCACUUGAAAUCGAUCUUGCCUAUGCGAUCGAUGAUAAACGAACAGAAUUUACAGUUACUGCAUUUAAAAUCGAAAUAAAAUUGUUCAAAAAAGAUGCUAUUCAAUGGACAACACUUGAUGCCGCACAUAAGCCAAAACAGCCAGCAGCUCUUAUGAAUAAACCGACAACUAGUGAACAGCCGUCAUAUCCAUCAUCAAGUAUACAUCGUAAAGAUUGGAAUAAAGUUGAAGCAGAAAUUGCAAAAGACGAAAAAGACAAUAAAGAAGAAAGCGAUGCUAAUUCAAUAUUCUCACAACUGUAUAAAGAUGCAUCGGACGAAACAAAGCGUGCAAUGAACAAAUCUUAUUCUGAAUCGGGUGGCACAGUUUUAUCCAUGGAUUGGAAUGAAGUUAGCAAAAAAAAGGUUGAAUUACAAACACCGGAUGGAAUGGAAUUCAAAAAAUAUGAUUAA